UAUGAAGAGACCACAGUUCAGAUAACGUGGCGUUCAUCUCAUACACACAUUUCACGACGUCUUUUUAGUAGAGAGAGCGUGACGGCCACAAGCUCUCCAUCCCUUUACCCUUCAAAUAUCUUGUUUCUUUCUUCAUAAGCAAAUCUCUGUUUCUCUCUUCAAAAAAUCACUGCCACACAUAGACAGAGAGAGUUAUCAAUGGCAAUCAGCAUGAGCACGUUUGGCGUUGGGCUAUGUUACAGUGGGCAGCUUCCACUGAGGCGAGUCACCGUUAAAACGGGGAGGAAGCAGCAGAGAAUGGCGGUGGUGAGAGCAGAAGGCGGAGGAGGAGGAAUCAAUCCGGAAAUUCGAAAGAACGAGGAGAAGGUGGUUGACUCCGUCGUCGUUACGGAGCUUUCCAAAAACAUAACUCCCUACUGCAGGUGUUGGAGGUCGGGUACAUUUCCAUUGUGUGAUGGGAGUCAUAUGAAGCACAACAAAGCAAAUGGAGAUAACGUUGGCCCUCUCCUUCUUAAAAAGCAGUAGUUUUUUUUUCUUUUUUUUGAUAAGUUUCAAUAAAUUAAUCUCUCAAGUAAUGUAUUAAGGUGUACUCACUCCAAAUAUAUUAUCUAUCCAGUCAUUCAAUCAUGUGAAACAACUUCAAG
Eruca vesicaria subsp. sativa (arugula) is the source of this 644-nucleotide messenger RNA. The record is from the annotation of a GenBank genome assembly. Lineage: Eukaryota; Viridiplantae; Streptophyta; Magnoliopsida; Brassicales; Brassicaceae.